Messenger RNA from Phycomyces blakesleeanus NRRL 1555(-), 790 nucleotides. RefSeq lists its product as hypothetical. The transcript is spliced from 2 exons. Gene Ontology annotation, cellular component: Sin3-type complex; chromatin. Bases 38 to 460 code for a protein of 140 amino acids. Lineage: Eukaryota; Fungi; Mucoromycota; Mucoromycetes; Mucorales; Phycomycetaceae. Gene Ontology annotation, molecular function: transcription corepressor activity. Gene Ontology annotation, biological process: negative regulation of transcription by RNA polymerase II. The record is from RefSeq and is a predicted model, not a curated record.
UAUUCGAUCAUCCUCUGUUGGAUCUCCUAAACCACCAAUGGUGUCUAUGCUGAUCUCUACCCUUUCACAGUUAUCUAUUCACUCUUCAACACACCCACAAGCAAAUCAACAAGAGCUAUAUACAACCAAUUCAAUAACCCAAAUGUCCUCACAAGAAUAUCGUCGAUCCUGGAAAAGUCGCGAUGCGCCGCUUUAUAUUGAUCUACUCAAGUCUACAUUUUCUACCCAACCAUACAAUUACAACCGAUUUCUGGAUAUCAUGAUGGACUACAAAAGACAAAUGAUUGACACACUAGAUAUGAUUGAAAGAGUUCUGAUUAUAUUCCAAGGCAACCCAUCCCUUAUAUCUGGAUUCAAUAUAUUUCUUCCUCUUGGAUAUAGCAUGGAGCCUGUUUUUGAUGGAAGUCAGUCUACAGCAGUUCUAGUCACCACACCAAGUGGACAUAGUUUUUCUUUUUAGUCUUAUUUUUUCUUUACACAUGCCCACACUCUCACGCACUCCCAUACGUACAUUCAUAUAUAUAUAUCCAUUUAUUCAUUUAUCCACCUUAUCUACCUUACCUAUUUUAUCUAUCUAUUUUCUUUCUUUGAACGCACAAUAUGUAUUGCAAGUGAUAAACACAAAGCACCCUUUUUCUUUCUUUCUAUUAAAUAUCUCAAAAUAUAUGCGAUUUAUCUAUUCAUUUACUUUAAAAGCAACAACCUUUGUUCAAACACAUGUAUUUUUUUAAAGAAAAAUAGUUUUACAGCAAUAUAUGAAUAUAUAAGCCAAUAAAAUCUUACUUGAGUU